GGCCACCAUGCACUUGCUGGGCUUCUGCUCUCUGGCGUGUUCCCUGCUGGCCGCUGCGCUGCUCCCCGGUCCGCGCCGGGCGCCCGCCGCCGCCGCCGCCUUCGAGUCGGGACUGGGCUUCUCGGACACGGAGCCGGACGCGGGCGAGAACAAGCUCUCUUUGCAGCUGGCACACCCUAGCCAAUUGGCCAAUGAAAUCCAGAAGACAGAAGCUAGUGCGGAUUUAAGGGAAAACUUUCGCUUUUGUAAUAAGGCUUAUGCAGGCAAAGAAAUGGAGGAGCAGCUGCGGUCAGUGUCCAGUGUGGAUGAACUCAUGACUGUGCUCUACCCCGAAUAUUGGAAAAUGUACAAGUGUCAGUUAAGGAAAGAAGGCUGGCAACAUAGUACAGAACAGGCUAACACCAACAUAAGGACAGGAGAGACUCUAAAAUUUGCUGCAGCACAUUAUAAUACAGAGAUCUUAAGAAGUAUUGAUAAUGAGUGGAGAAAGACUCAAUGCAUGCCACGGGAGGUGUGUAUAGAUGUGGGGAAGGAGUUUGGAGCAGCAACAAACACCUUCUUUAAACCUCCAUGUGUGUCCGUCUACAGAUGUGGGGGCUGCUGCAACAGCGAGGGGCAACAGUGCAUGAACACCAGCACAAGUUACCUCAGCAAGACGUUGUUUGAAAUUACAGUGCCUCUCUCUCAAGGCCCCAAACCAGUAACAAUCAGUUUUGCCAAUCACACCUCCUGCCGAUGCAUGUCUAAGCUGGAUGUUUACAGACAAGUCCAUUCAAUUAUUAGACGCUCCCUGCCAGCAGCACUACCACAGUGCCAGGCUGCAAACAAGACUUGCCCUGCAGAUUACAUUUGGAAUAACCACGUCUGCAGAUGCCUGGCUCAGCAGGAUUUUAUUUUUUCCCCCAGUGCUGGAGAUGACUCUGCAGACGGAUUCCAUGACAUCUGUGGGCCCAACAAGGAGCUGGAUGAAGAGACCUGUCAAUGCGUCUGCAAAGGGGGGCUUCGGGCUUCCAGCUGUGGACCCCACAAAGAACUAGACAGAGACUCAUGCCAGUGUGUCUGUAAAAACAAACUUUUCCCCAACUCAUGUGGGGCCAACAGAGAAUUUGAUGAAAACACAUGCCAGUGCAUAUGUAAAAAAACCUGCCCAAGAAAUCAGCCCUUAAACCCUGGAAAAUGUGCCUGUGAAUGUACAGAAAAUCCACAGAAAUGCUUCUUAAAAGGAAAGAAGUUUCAGCAUCAAACAUGCAGUUGUUACAGACGACCAUGUACAAAUCGAGUCAAGCAUUGUGAACAGGGACUUUCAUUUAGUGAAGAAGUAUGUCGCUGUGUCCCUUCAUAUUGGAAAAGACCACAUGUGAACUAAGAUUGUAUCUUUUCUAGUUCGUCAUUGUUCUUUCAUGGGAAACCAUGCUGCCAUGUUAGAACUAUGAACACAGAGACUUUGUGGACCGGGUAACAAAGACAAAAGUCAGUUUCCUGAACCACGUGGAGAAUGUUACAGAAAUGGACUGGAGCUCAUCUGCAAAAGACCUCUUUAAAAGACUGGUUUUCUGCCAAUGACCAAACAGCUGAGGUUUUUCUCUUGUGAUUGUUUUUUAAAAAGAAUAAUGACUAUAUAAUUUAUUUCCACUAAAAAUAUUGUUUCUGCAUUCAUUUUUAUAGCAAUAACAACUGGUAAAGCUCACUGUGAUCAAUAUUUUUAUAUCAUGCAAAAUAUGUUUAAAAUAAAAUGAAAACUGUAUUAUAA
Bubalus bubalis (water buffalo) is the source of this 1750-nucleotide messenger RNA. It is a transcript of the gene VEGFC, whose product is annotated as vascular endothelial growth factor C. Gene Ontology annotation, biological process: induction of positive chemotaxis; sprouting angiogenesis; positive regulation of endothelial cell proliferation. Gene Ontology annotation, molecular function: vascular endothelial growth factor receptor 3 binding; growth factor activity; chemoattractant activity. Gene Ontology annotation, cellular component: membrane. The coding region runs from base 8 to 1366 and encodes 452 amino acids. The record is from RefSeq and is a predicted model, not a curated record. The transcript has 8 exons. Lineage: Eukaryota; Metazoa; Chordata; Mammalia; Artiodactyla; Bovidae.